AUGCCGCCUCUGUAUCACUAUGUUCGUCGCCAACUCCGGCCGCGAAACCACCUGGCGGGGCUGCGACGGAGGAAUAUUUUGGUGGCUGUCGCCUUCUGUUUCUGUCUCUUCUACUUCUUGGACUCGUUCAAGAGCCCUACCGAGUCAGAGCUCCUCGAGCGGCACAUGAACUCCGGACCGCCACUUCAUCCUUUCACCCUGAUGAAGAGCAGCGUCGACUGGGGGAGCAUCGAGUAUCGGCAUCCGCCACAGAAACAGCUCAGACACUUGCCCAAGCCACCCAAAAGGAGCUCACUGCCCAGCAUCCAGCACCGGUUCAAGAAAGAGUUCUCCGAGGCCAGGCGGACGCGGGAAGAGCGGAGGAAAACCGUGCUGCAGCUCACGCGCAAAUGCUGGGACAGCUACCGCACGUAUGCCUGGAAGCAGGACGCUCUUUUGCCACUAUCCAGACGGGGCACCGAUCAGUUCUCGGGCUGGGCUGCCACCCUGGUUGAUUCGCUCGAUACGCUCUGGCUCAUGGGUCUCCGGGAUGAGUUCGAUGAGGCUGUCGCUGCCGUGGCCGAAAUCGACUUUGGCAAUUCCAGUUCCCCGCUGGUGAACAUCUUCGAAACCAACAUCCGAUACUUGGGCGGCUUGAUGGCUGCGUACGAGCUCUCUAAACGGGACGUGCUGCUGCACAAGGCUGUCGAGCUGGGAGAUCUCAUCUACGGCGGCUUCAAUACUGAGAAUCGAAUGCCCGUUGAUAUGAUCAAUAUCGACGCCGCCAAGGAAGGAUCCGGUCUCAUGGUCGAGCCCACUGUCGUCUCGGCCUCGCCCGGAACCCUGACCCUCGAACUGGCCCGUCUGAGUCAGCUCACGGGGGACCCCAAAUACUUCGACGCCAUCACUCCCAUCAUCGAUCUUUUCUACCGCGGCCAGAACCAGACGGCACUCCCUGGUCUUUUCCCGAUGUACGUGUCCAUGCUCCGCGAGGACGUCACGACCGGGAGCACUUUCACCCUCGGCGGCGGCGCCGACUCCAUCUACGAGUACUUCCCCAAGCUGCACGCCCUGCUCGGGGGGGGUGAACCCCGCCUGGCGACGCUGACACGCGGUUUUAUGCACGCGGCCAAGCGGCACCUCUUUUUCCGGCCCAUGAUCCCCGACAACGACGACAUGCUCAUCAGCGGCAACGUCAACGUCGACCAAGCCGGCGUGGCGCAUCUGGAUCCCGAGACGGAGCACCUGGCGUGCUUCAUCGGCGGCACCUUUGCCCUGGCCGGCCGGCUGCUCUCGAGCGACGAGGACGUCGAGGUGGGCGCGAGGCUCACCCGCGGGUGCGUGUACGCGUACCGGUCAUUCCCGACGGGCAUGAUGCCCGAGCGGCUGACCAUGGUUCCCUGCCUUGGCAAAACUAAAAAACCGUGCGCGUGGGACGAGCAGAAAUGGAAAACAGAGACGGAGAAGCAACCGGAUUACAAGCCGCACCUGCCGAGGGGAUUUACCACCGCCAAAGACCCGCGGUAUAUCCUCCGGCCCGAGGCCAUUGAGAGCGUGUUUUACAUGUGGCGCAUCACGGGCGAAGCCGAGUGGCAAGAUGCUGCCUGGGAUAUGUUCCAAGCCGUGGCGAAGGGGACGGCCACGGAGCUGGGAAGUGCUGCUGUGCUGGACGUGACCGUUGCCAACCCGAAGCUGCCGCAGGAUGAUUACAUGGAGAGCUUUUGGAUCGCCGAGACGCUCAAGUAUUUCUACCUCGUCUUCUCGCCGCCCGACCUAAUCAGCCUGGACGAGUACGUCCUGAACACGGAAGCGCACCCCUUUCGGCUGCAGCGAUAG
Molecule: messenger RNA, 1815 nt
Organism: Parathielavia appendiculata
Lineage: Eukaryota; Fungi; Ascomycota; Sordariomycetes; Sordariales; Chaetomiaceae
Product: glycoside hydrolase family 47 protein
Exons: 2
Coding region: 1-1815 (604 amino acids)
Biological process (GO): mannose trimming involved in glycoprotein ERAD pathway; carbohydrate metabolic process
Cellular component (GO): membrane; endoplasmic reticulum
Molecular function (GO): calcium ion binding; mannosyl-oligosaccharide 1,2-alpha-mannosidase activity
Source: RefSeq, a predicted model, not a curated record